AUGGUUCCUGCUGUCGUUACUGCUCUUUUCCCUUCUCUUCAUGUUUCUGGCGAUCCUGUCCAGUGGCUUCAGCUCUGCUCCGAUCUCGAUCACCUCAAGCACUUCCUCAUCACUUCUCACUCUUCUCUGUUCAUUGCGGUAUGCNACUGCUCUUUUCCCUUCUCUUCAUGUUUCCGGCGAUCCUGUCCAGUGGCUUCAGCUCUGCUCCGAUCUCGAUCACCUCACGCACUUCCUCAUCACUUCUCACUCUUCUCUGUUAAUUGCAGUAUCAACUUAAUCGGCAAUCGAUUUCAUUUUAUUUGCAGAGCUGUGACUCGUUCCAGGAACAUCAAAUUAGUUGUUGGUAUUGUCUUUUCCGAUUCCAAAGAUGAUAUCAACGAGGAUCGAAAGAUUGCUUUACGCAAACACGUCGUCUUUGUUAAACCUAACAAUGCUACGGAACUGAUGCAAUCCCCUUUUUCUUGCCUUGAAAAGAUGACUUACAGAAAUUACUUCUUGCAUUUUGUUGUCUACAUCUUGAAAAUUAGCAGCUUCGUUAUUCUUAUUUGCAACAUCCUUGCGCAGGCUACGGAACGCCUUCUCAGAACUAGCAAAUACAUACUAUAA
Cucurbita pepo subsp. pepo (vegetable marrow) is the source of this 606-nucleotide messenger RNA. The record is from RefSeq and is a predicted model, not a curated record. Lineage: Eukaryota; Viridiplantae; Streptophyta; Magnoliopsida; Cucurbitales; Cucurbitaceae.